Medicago truncatula (barrel medic) is the source of this 1201-nucleotide messenger RNA. RefSeq names its product tropinone reductase-like 3. The coding region runs from base 188 to 946 and encodes 252 amino acids. The record is from RefSeq and is a predicted model, not a curated record. NCBI's taxonomy places the organism in Eukaryota, Viridiplantae, Streptophyta, Magnoliopsida, Fabales, Fabaceae. The transcript is spliced from 6 exons. Gene Ontology annotation, molecular function: oxidoreductase activity.
UUUUAUGAGUGUGUAAGAUGUUGGCGUUAAUUCUUAUAACGAGUGGUGAAAACUGAAAAGUACAGGAACCAAAUAAAUGAUAUGAUUGUGUCUUUGAAAAAAGCACAAGUGUAAUCUAGUUCCUCAGUUUCAGAGACAACCGAACCUAAUCGUGUGUCUGUGUCUGUGUCGGAUUCAAAGAUUGAAAAUGGAAAUUCCAAAGAGAUUCAAAGGAAAGGUUGCGAUCGUGACUGCUUCAACACAGGGAAUUGGUUUUACCAUUGCUGAGAGACUUGGUUUGGAAGGUGCUUCUGUUGUCAUCUCUUCUCGCAGACAGAAAAAUGUUGAUGUAGCUGCUGAAAAACUGAGGGCCAAAGGAAUUGAUGUAUUUGCAGUCGUUUGCCAUGUCUCAAAUGCUCUACAAAGGAAGGAUUUGAUUGACAAAACUGUCCAGAAGUAUGGAAAGAUAGAUGUCGUUGUGUCCAAUGCUGCUGCAAAUCCUUCUGUUGAUUCCAUUCUGCAAACCCAAGAUUCGGUCCUUGACAAGUUAUGGGAGAUAAAUGUCAAAGCCACUAUACUUCUUCUAAAGGAUGCAGCUCCAUACUUGCCGAAGGGUUCUUCUGUUGUUAUCAUUUCAUCGAUCGCUGGUUAUCACCCACCAGCUAGUAUGGCUAUGUAUGGAGUGACCAAAACAGCCCUUCUUGGACUUACCAAAGCCCUGGCUGGUGAGAUGGCCCCUAAAACUCGUGUAAACUGUGUUGCUCCUGGUUUUGUACCAACUAAUUUUGCUUCAUUCAUCACCAGCAAUUCUGCUAUGAGAGAGGAGCUUGAAGCAAAGACAUUACUUGGAAGGCUUGGUACAACCGAAGACAUGGGUGCUGCUACAGCUUUUUUGGCAUCUGAUGAUGCGUCAUAUAUAACAGGAGAAACUAUAGUAGUUUCCGGCGGAAUGCCAUCAAGACUGUAGCUUCCGUUUUCAUCUUCUAGUAUGCUUCUGUUGGGUCUAGUCCAAAAUGUAAUGGCGAAAUGGUAUAUUUAGCGUGCUUUUCAUUUCUUUACAAUGCUGUAAGAAUAAUGGCAUUGAGCUGGCUUUUGCUUUAGUUAUGAAAUGAUAGGGGAUGUUGCUUUUUAAGGGGGGGAAAGAAUAAUUGUCAAAUGUUUUACUUUCAUUUACUUUAAAUAAUGAAUGAAUGAUCUAAAAAACAUACACAAGUUUUGUGUU